Molecule: messenger RNA, 1395 nt
Organism: Musa acuminata AAA Group (dessert banana)
Lineage: Eukaryota; Viridiplantae; Streptophyta; Magnoliopsida; Zingiberales; Musaceae
Exons: 4
Coding region: 111-1229 (372 amino acids)
Source: RefSeq, a predicted model, not a curated record
CGCUGCAUUUACUGGAUGCCUAUCGGAGUCUCUCCGGUCAGUUUAUUCACUCUUCUUUUCGUCUUGAUUCCUUCGUCUCUCUCUCUCUCGAGACGCCGGCGUAGAAAGCGAUGGCUUCUCUCGCCGCCCAUGUCUUCACUCCACCCAAAGCUCCCAUCACGAGCCCCGCCGCCGUCUCCUCCUCCAAAACCCCCAGACUACGAUACCAUCGCAACUACCCACCACACCGGCUCCUCUCCUUCCCCUCCCCGUCAGCCUCUGACUCCGCCGCCGGUCCCAUCGUCACCGACUCUCAUCCCCUGGCUACCGCCGCCGCCACUUCGACGGCUUUAUCCAAUUGGGUCGAGUUCGCGCGGAGAGUGUCCGGCGAAUGGGACGGCUUCGGCGUCGAGUUCACUUCCGAAGGAGCGCCUGUCGAGCUUCCGGAGAACGUCGUCCCCGGGGCCUUCCGCGAGUGGGGCGUCCAGGUCUUCGAUUGGCAGACCCAGUGCCCGACCCUCGCCCACGAACAUGGUGGCCUUUUGCUCACCUACAAGAUGAUUAAGCUUUUGCCCACCGUCGGAUGCGAGGCCGAUGCCGCCACGAGGUACAGCGUCGAGGAGAGGGUCGUCGGGGGGGAGGACAACCAGGUCUCGGCGUUUGCGUAUGAUUCUAGCGGGUCUUUCAUUGCCGUUUGUCCAAUGGAGAGUCCGGGUGGGCAGAAGGUUCUUGAAUUGGAGCACUGCUUGGUGGAUCCUCGGGAUAAGGAGGCCAGGAUAAGGGUGAUUCAGGUGGUUCUGGUGGAAGAAGGGGCGAUGUGGUUGGAGAAGAUAAGGGUAUUCUCAGAGCACUGGGAUGGGCCGUUUCGGAAUGGGGAACUGCUAGGUGGGUGCGCCAUUAGGGACUCUGCGUUCGCGACCACUGCAGUGGUGGAUGUCUCUGAGGUGGUUGGAGUUUGGCAGGGUACUUCCUUAGCCAUUGCUAGAUUGCAGAGUGAACACAAGGAUAUUUUCCAUGAACUUGUUGUGGAUUUGCCAUUCAAGACAAUUAGAGAAGUUCAUGGCCUAGUAGCACUGCCUAAGCAAUUAUGGUCCUUGUCUGGUGAAAAUAAAGAUGGUGAAACUCGGUGGGAAGUCGGAUGGUUGUUAGAUCAUGGAAAUGCCAUAACAUCCAGAUGUGUCUUCCUUAAUAAUGGAAUGCUGAAGGAGAUAGCAAUCGGUCGUGAAACUGCAGUUUCCAAGGAUAUUUGAAUUGUAAGAUCAAGGUUGUCUGUUCUUAUAUCCUAUUCCUUGUAAUGUUUUGGUUGUAUAUAUUUAACUAUAUUUAUAUAGUUUGAGAAGUAACUCACCAAAUCUUGCAGUAUGUAUGGCCUUAUGUUCAAGUUCUGAAAUGAAAUCCACAUCCUUAGCUUUCGUA